AUGAUUCUGAUCAUUCCUUUAAAAACAUCAUCAACUUCAUUAUUAAUUGAAAUAAACUCAAAUACAGGAAUAAUUGCUUAUUUAGGAUGUCAAUAUGAUAAAGAUUUUAUUCCAUUUUAUCAAAGUAAUUCAUUUUAUGAAACAGAAAUUUCAACAGGAAUCAUAAAAUUAACAAAAGAUGAUAUUUAAUAUUGUUAAGAGAAUUUAAAUGAAAUUGAAUCUAGUUUAGGAAUUUAAAUGGAAAAUUAUGUAAUAUUAUUGUUAGUUAAUGAUCGAAAUUAAUAAACAUAAGUAGAAUUAAAACUCUAAAUAGAUAGUAAUAAAGAUGAUAAUUCUGGGCUAGAAUUAUAUUACAUUUUAGCUGGUGCAUUAGGAGCUUUGAUUGUUGCAUUAUUAAUAAUAAUAUGUGUUGUUUACUUUCAAAGAAAAGCUAGAAGAAUUAACAAUGGUGUUUAAAACAUAAUAAAUUAGAGACAACUUUCACUUUAAGGAAAUAUAAAGAAAAAAUUAAGAUAAGAUCAUAUUCCAGUAGAAUUAUAUGAAUAAAUUCUUCAAGAAUAUCCAGGAUUAAUUGAAAUUUCUGAUUGUUAAAUUUGUCUUGUGGAAUUCUAAAAAUAGGAUUUAGUCAAAUUAACAUAUUGUUUACAUUUAUUUCAUUCUACAUGUUUAGAUGAAUGGAGAAAAAGAAAUUAAGUAUAAAUAUCAUAGAUAUUAAUAGACCUGUCCAUUUUGUAGAGAAGAUUUAAACAAAAAGAAAGGCAUAUAAUUAAGAAUAGAAGAAAAGAUUCAUUAGUUGGGAGUAAUAUAAGGUGACGCAAUGUAAAUAGAUGAGCAUAAACUUGCCGAAUUAUAAAAACGAGAAUAAAGAUUGAAACAUUUACAAUGUAUUCAUUAAUCUUCAAUAUUAAAGAAACAUCCUCUCCUAAUUCUGCCAAUCCACUAUCAUAGAAGGAAAAUACUCCAUCACCAUUUUUAAAAGGGGAUAUAAUUACUUAGUAGCUUUGUUUAUAAUUAAAAAAAUGA
Paramecium primaurelia is the source of this 1023-nucleotide messenger RNA. The record is from the annotation of a GenBank genome assembly. NCBI's taxonomy places the organism in Eukaryota, Ciliophora, Oligohymenophorea, Peniculida, Parameciidae.